Messenger RNA from Agrilus planipennis (emerald ash borer), 2732 nucleotides. Its product is annotated as cytochrome P450 4C1-like. Bases 934 to 2409 code for a protein of 491 amino acids. Lineage: Eukaryota; Metazoa; Arthropoda; Insecta; Coleoptera; Buprestidae. Gene Ontology annotation, molecular function: heme binding; iron ion binding; monooxygenase activity. The record is from RefSeq and is a predicted model, not a curated record. The transcript has 9 exons.
CCGCCCACCAGCAUUACUAACUGGUGGGAAUUAAACACCCAAAAGUUUUUUUUGUAUAGGUCAACUGAAGUAUUUUAUAUGUUGCACAUGUGCCUUACGAAGGUACAAACUCAUUUCAAACGGUUAGGGAUAUGCCCCUUCCUUUUACUUGUGGCUGUGCCGUGUCAGAAUUCAAAUUCAAUAAUAUUUUAUUUCGUUCAAACUGUUCCUAUCCUGAUCACAUCUAGUGAAAAUUCUUUCUAUUCGCGCAGUUUUCCUCAAGGUCACAUCUCUAACCGUUUGAAACGAGUUUGUAUCUACUUAUUUAACUGAGUUCCGUGUACCUAGGUACGUAAAAUAGGGACGAAGCAAAAUUAAUAAAAGUAGUAUAAAGUCAGUAAUUUAUUGAAACUAACUGUAGUAAAUGAAAUGUCAAAAUUGUACAACAAAACCUAAAGGUGAAAAGGGAAAAGGGCCAAUAGCAGAAAAAAGGAACAAUUACUUUUUAGGAAAGAAAGCCGUGGUUGGCAAAUUACAAGGUAGGAGUAAUCGUAAACUAAUUUUCAAAUUUAUAAAGAACCCGAACCUUGUACCUGUAUGUCAAGAAAACUGGAACAAGUACCCAGGACAAUUUAUUACGCAGUACGACUAAAUUUACAAUUAGUACUUAUCUUGUCAAUACGAUUUUAUAAUAGUAACAGUACCAAUUUAAUUGAAUAAUGCUGACUUUUAGUGGACAACAAGGAAUAAUUAUAACUAUAAGAGUUAAAAUACAACUAAUUUCCAUUAAAGUCUAACAUUUUCGGUUUAUAAACAUAUAACUUUAAGUGCAAUAAUUACGUAAACUUAAUGUUAAUGCAUUUACUUAUCGACUGCAGUUUCUGAAGAAGUGUUCCCAUAUCGUACUAAUAUAUAUCAAGCAAAAGCAGAAAGUUUGCACUGAAUUGGAGAAUAAUGUUUACACUGUUAUUUUUCACAAGUCUGGUAACUUUAAUAAUUUAUAUAACUGUUAAUCAUAAGCGCAAAUGGAAAGCAUUGGAUAAUAUUCCAAGUCCUCCUACUUAUCCUAUCAUAGGACACCUCCCCGUAUUCAUCGGAUCGAUGGAGGAAGUGACACACAAAUUGAGAAUUAUAUUGAAUUUUCAUGACCGCAUGGUUAAAGUUUGGUCGGGUCCCUUUAAUUUGGUUUUUAUUAACAAUCCAAAAGAUGCAGAAAUAAUCCUGAAAAACUCAAAGGAUAUAGAUAAGUCGCCUGAUUAUAAGUAUUGGAAAUCAUUGGUAGGAGAAAGCUUAUUCACGUCUGUUACAGAUUCAAGAUAUAAGAGAAAUAAAAAGCUUAUACUGGCCUCCCUUACUCUGAACAACGUCAAGGAAUUUUUCGAUUCGUUUAAUAAACAUACGGACAAUUUAAUUAGUACUCUUAAUAAAAAAACUGGGCGAGAGUUUAAUAUUGGCGACGAUUUGUCAAUGUGUUCCAUGAAUAUUUUGCUAGAAACUGUAUUGGGAUAUAGUAAAGAAGAUUUACGUAAGGACGCAAAAGCAAUCAUGGAUUCUGUAGACAGGUUUGCAAAAUAUGGAGCAGAAAAAGUACUAAAAUAUUGGCUAAGACCAUAUUUCGUAACUUGGCUGUUAGGAUACCAAAAGAAAAUUAAUAAAGAUUGUGCCUUUAUGGAAAAUAUCACCUCUCAAAUAAUUAACGAAAGAUCUAAGAAUAGAAAGCAAAAUGAGGAUAAAUUUACCGUCUUUAUUGACACGCUCUUGGAUGCAAGGGAUGAAAAUGGUCCAUGUUUUUCACUUAAAGAAAUAAAAGAUGAAAUUAUAACGAUUAUUUUUGCAGGUCAGGAUACAGUUACUACAGCAUUAGGAUUCUCCUUGUGUCUUCUUGGUAGACAUAAAAACGUUCAGGAUAAACUUUAUGAAGAGACAGUGACAAAGUUGGAUAAAGAUGAUUGCUAUAUAACCUACGAUUCGUUGAAGGACCUGGAGUAUUUGGGUCGAGUUGUUCAAGAAACAUUAAGAUUAUAUCCAUCAGCACCAGUGGUUGGAAAAGUUGCCCUAAACGAUAUUGAUUUAGAUGGACAAAUAAUCCCAAAGGACACAAAAAUGGCCAUUAGCUUAUAUCAUCUUCAAAGAAAUCGAAAUAAUUAUACCAAUCCGAAUGUAUUUGAUCCUGACAACUUCCUGCCGGAAAAAAUCAAUUCCAGACAUCCGUAUAGUUAUAUUCCUUUCUCAUCCGGCAACAGGGCAUGCAUCGGUCAAACAUAUAGCGUUUUACUUCUAAAGGUGAUUUUAGCCAAAAUAAUACUGAACUUUAAAAUACAUUCGAAAAAACCGGAAGAAGACUACAAAUUUGCUUUCGAACCAACUGUAAAACGGAAGGAUGGUUUUCUGGUAACUUUGGAACCUAGAAAUAACAAAACUUGCAGUUAAAUAAUGUCUACAAGUAAAUGAUAAAAUGUAGUUAAAUAUAGCAAGAAAAAUCUGUAGAAUUUUCGGUUAUUUUUACUAAUAUUUGCAAAAAAUUCCGCUUUAUUAAUGUUUAGCUUCAGUAUAUAUUUUUAAAACUCGCUUAAAAACAUAAGAAUUUUUUUUCAAUUUUCUAUUUGCAAUCAAUUAAACUCUAAGAAAAAAAUGAAGAAUAGGAAAUAAUAAAAUAAUGUACGUAUACACCUAUGUACUUAAGGAAAAAUAACGCUAAAUAACUGUUUUUAUAUCCAAAAAUAAAUAAAUAAAAAAUUGACCACCCUCGCAAA